CUCUCGUGAAUGUGUCCGUCUUGACCCGGGUGCCGUGGCCCGUUGUGUCCGCUCAGUGUCGGAGAACAGGAGCAUCGCCCGGCAGCGGCAGCCUCUCUGGCCCGGAUACACAUAUUUAUUUUUUUCAUUUUCCUGGAUUCAAACAACGCGGAAAAAUGCCUGCCAGUCAAAACGUCCAAGGAGGGAAAACCUUCGGAGUGCUGAAGGAGCAGCAGAGGCAGAAGCUGGAGGAAAUCAACAAGGAAUACAUGGAAGACCAGAAAUACAGGGAUGAAGAAGACCUGGCUGAAAAAUUGGAAGGUCUCAAAAAUAAAUAUGCUGAGUUUGACCUGAACGACCAAGGAGACAUUGAGCUGAUGGGUCUGAAGCGGAUGAUGGAGAAGCUGGGGGUGCCCAAGACCCACCUGGAGUUGAAAAAGAUGAUCGUGGAAGUGACGGGCGGCAGCAGCAACACCAUCAACUACAGGGACUUUGUCAAGAUGAUGCUGGGCAAGCGUUCAGCUGUGCUCAAACUAGUCCUGGUUUUUGAAGACAAAGCCAACGGCGCCGCCUGCAAGCCAGAUGGACCCCCUCCGAAGCGGGACAUCUCUAGCCUGCCUUAAGUGUAGCUGUCAGUCUUGGGACUGCUUGUGGAGCAGAGGGACCAUCGGCGGUUGCCUGGAAUUGAACCGUUGUCAUAACAUGUGGAGUGUUGUGUUAGUGUGGGACCAGUGAUUGAAGAGGUUAUUUUUGUGAAUAAUGUGCAAGGUGUCUGUUAUUUGGAAGACUGAGACCACAACUCACUAAACAAUGUUUGACUGUGAAUAUAAUUAUCAUCCUUUUUUCCCCCCUUAAUUACAAUGUAGCAUCUAUAGUUGUUUGUGUAAUCUGCUUGAUAAAUUAAAUUUUGUAGUAUGUGUUUCAUGGUUAUAUUUUAAGGGAAGACUAAAAAAAAAAUUUCUCCAGAUGUCAUCGUUCUUUCGCUCCCUCCUUCCUCGUUUCUUUGUUUCGUUUUCUGGAACGCACUUCAUUUCAACAAUGUGAGAGAAGGAUGCAUUUUUGGAGAAGCACAAGGAAAACCAAGCAGUUCUUCCAACCCAUUUUUUGCACUGUCCUCUGUGGUCUUGAAUGGAUUCCUGCCGGGCUAAUCAUAGUCAGCGUCUCACUUUAGAUCGGGUGCCAGAGAUUACAGGCCCAGCCCAUUUCCUCUGGGUCACAGUCACUGGCCCCUCGAGCCCAAAUACUGAUCUGGAAUCAGUUGAGAAGGUUAACGUGGCCACCUCAUGAUCUGAAAAUCAUUUUUUAAAAAGAUGCGUAUUGAAUAUUUACUUGCACUAGCUGAGAAACACAAAUUAGCGAUCAUGCUGGGACUUUCAGUUUCCGUAUGUGGCUGGAAGUCGACUCCCUUUUACAUCUGUAGGGUUAAGCACAUGUUAGAUUUGGAAGGAGUGUGAUUUACAGGCGCACACACACGAGCAGAACAAAUGUACAUAUACACUCCACACAGUACAAUCAUAUUCUUUCCAAGUGCCUCAACAUGCAGAUACUGUAGAGCUUAAACACAGAUUGAAAAAGGAGGGAGUGCACACAGGUGUUCAGUUCAAGCAGUCUUCUUAUGUCUUUGACAGUUACAACGUUAUUUGUCGGACUAUAAUGUUUAUUCUUUCCACGUCAUUUUGAGUGCGUGACAUACAUGUGGUGGAUUGUUGUGCAGUUUCUUUGCUUUCCCUUCUUUUUCUGUAAAUUUUUUUUUAUGUCACUACAUCGUUUAACCUGCUCAUUUGGUGAUUUGACUCCUAAGUUCAUCUUAUAUUUGUCUUUCAACUCAUAUACUAUCUUUCUUCAUUUGUUCCCAUCCAUUCUCUCCAUCUCUCUCUGUUCAACUGGGUUCAUUGUCCUGUGAAUUCUGUAUUUUGUGCCUCAAUGUUUUGUCUCUCCAGUCUAAAGCGUCCCCCCCCCCCCCUACACUCUAUUUACUGUGAAUUUGCUACUUGUAGUAGUUUUAACACACAUAACAUGUUUUAAAGUAUUUUUGUCAUUUUCAGUCUUGUAGGUAGAUGACUCUCGUGUUGUUAAGGUGCACAUUGUCUGCAGACACCAAAGGAAUUAAAAUUCUUGUAACACUGGCGACGUGCUUAGUUCUGCAUCGUUUGUCGCAGUAAAACCGAAGUAACUUCAUGUUUGGGUGAAAAAUGUCAGGUACUAAACACAUGUCUAUUGUGCUUAUAGCAGAUUCCACACUACAUUGAGAGGGACUAGAUGCAGUAAGGUUAUGUACUGUAGCCUCUUGUCUUGUAUAGAAGGGUGAGAUUGGCCAUCAAGCUGCAGGGUUUUUAAUAAGAUCCCCUUGCAGCACAUUUGCCUUGAUACAACCUUUUGCAUUCUUCAUUUUGCAGGUCAGCAACUAUGACACUCAUCCAGUUCUUUCAUAUAAAGAUAUAGCGUGUGUGAGAAAAUCCGGCUGUAACUCCUAUGUGGAGGUUUUCAUUCCAUAUUUGUUUUACUCUUGUCAUCAAAUUUUCAUGUUGUGUAAUGUACGUGCAGCUGUAUGCAUUCACACUCUGAAGCAAUAAAGUGGUUUUUCAUGAAAAAGUAAA
Hippoglossus stenolepis (Pacific halibut) is the source of this 2576-nucleotide messenger RNA. RefSeq names its product allograft inflammatory factor 1-like (gene aif1l). Gene Ontology annotation, cellular component: actin filament; ruffle membrane. NCBI's taxonomy places the organism in Eukaryota, Metazoa, Chordata, Actinopteri, Pleuronectiformes, Pleuronectidae. The coding region runs from base 156 to 602 and encodes 148 amino acids. Gene Ontology annotation, molecular function: calcium ion binding; actin filament binding. The transcript has 6 exons. The record is from RefSeq and is a predicted model, not a curated record. Gene Ontology annotation, biological process: ruffle assembly; actin filament bundle assembly.